Molecule: messenger RNA, 780 nt
Organism: Pseudomassariella vexata
Lineage: Eukaryota; Fungi; Ascomycota; Sordariomycetes; Amphisphaeriales; Pseudomassariaceae
Exons: 6
Coding region: 1-738 (245 amino acids)
Source: RefSeq, a predicted model, not a curated record
AUGGUCGGAACAAUUCCGAGAUCAAGACGCAAGGAGCUGCUGCUAAGGGUCAAGUCUAGGUCGAGUUGUUCAACACUUAUUGGUCACUCUGGUCUCCUCGUGCCCAAUCCUGCAAGUCUUGCCAAACUUAUGACUGAUUGGGCGACAACUGAAUCUAGUUGCGAGGAUAGAUCCUUUGUCUUGAACCCCAUCUCCCAGUCGAUAUUUGAGCUCUCUCAGGAGCCCAAACACGAGUUUCAACCAAUUGUCGCCUUCGAACACAUAUCGACUACAAUGAACAGGAACGUAAUGAACCCGGACCUGCGGGCUGAGGUAAGAAAAUUCAUUCUGCGAGAAGUUGGACUGGUGCUGAAGGACCUUCACGCCAAGCACUGGAUACACCUAGGGCGAAGGCUCCUCGAUCGCAUCAUGGGAAAUGUCAUGUGGCGUAGGUCGGAAGGGCAAAUAGGGAAGAAAAUCGGCAAGCCAUCGGAGGUGUUUUCUUUUGGACUUGUGGUAGACCUCGAUCAACUCAGGAAAGAAGGAGCCGAGCCUGAGCAGGUGAUUUUGUACAAAUUGCUCUCAUCCUUCGGGCCACUUUCAGAUGAGCUCGUAAAGCAUGUCAAUGACGAGUAUGGGGGCGAAGUCUUAAUGACAUUAUCGCAGGUAAUAGCGGAUGAAGGCUCAAGCGAGCACUUCGACCAGUGGGACGAGACAGUAUAUCCAAACUCGACCCAGGGAAGAGAGCAAAAUGGAUGAAAUUUUGCAGAAUCCUUGGUGGAAUGAGGUGAGGGUCACGAG